Molecule: messenger RNA, 7509 nt
Organism: Dichotomopilus funicola
Lineage: Eukaryota; Fungi; Ascomycota; Sordariomycetes; Sordariales; Chaetomiaceae
Exons: 4
Coding region: 1-7509 (2502 amino acids)
Cellular component (GO): cytoskeleton
Source: RefSeq, a predicted model, not a curated record
AUGCAAAUCCAAUCCUUGUCCCUCCUUGCGGUGUGUCCUGCUCUUGUCAUCGCCUCGAUAGACAAGAACGGGAGAGUCGGCCGCAGCGAAUUCGGCAUGAGCAUGAUCCUACCUCGACAACAGACGACAAACUUACAGGCCUUCUCGGGCGCCCUUGGUGGUGCCGCCGCGCCGGCUAUCUUGAGCUCAGGGGACCCGGAGCGACCAUUCGAAGUUGAUGGUGAUACCUUUAGAGACUUUGACACUGCUGCGAAUCGGGCGUGCGAUAACCAGAAGAACAAUUGUGCCGAUAUGGCCAAUAACGGGACUGGGGAUUUCAAGGUCGGCGAUUGUGACCGGCAAACCGCACAAGAAAGACACAAAGGGGCCUGGGACCCAUACUCAUCACCGGCUGCCUCAUCACCUGCGCUCUCCAGCGCAUCAACCGCCGACGGCGAGGCGUCCCCCGAACUCCCGCCUCUCCCUGCGCCAAGAUUACCCGAUCGCGUCCUGGGGCUGUUGAGGACACCGCCAGAUAGCCGCCCAGAGUCGGACGACGACGCCGCCACACAAUUUGGCGCGAACCAGUGGGGCUCGCCCUAUCCGCCACAUCUCCGGAACCAGAGUUCGAGCAGCCAGAGCCAGAGCAGCGAAGCGUCUGAAGACUCGCCCAUCCAUCGCCUGGAGCUUCCGACACCCUUUCUACGGCCGGCGCCACCCCUACAAGACGCUGAACCGGAGUCACGCCUGCCGGAUAUCAGCGCUGCGGCAGCCGUCCUCGCGAACCGGGCACGGCGUGUUGCCCACGGUAUUACGGAAGGUUGGAUCCGCCAGCAUACCGCCGGCGGCACCGACGAGCAGGAAAAGCGUCACUGGUUCAGCGACGGGGACAGCGAGAACUCUUCACUGAGCGACUCCUUCUCCGGCGGCGAGGAAGCUGCUUGGCUGGGCGACGACAGCGUGCGAACACCCAAGGCAAGCCGGAAGAAGAACGAAGGUCGAAGCCGGCAGACUUCGCGGGGUGCACUAAGCAAGCAGACUAGCAUCGAGACGCUCAGACAGUCGCACUUGAGCGAGUCGACCAUCACUUCACCUCCCGCCAAGAUGGCUUCUUCAGACGACCUCCCGACGCCAGACAGCGUCAAGGAAUUUGUCCCCACCACAAAGCAAAUUGAGAAUCCUGGCACACCGACGACCAUUGACCGUAAUGGAGCACCAAACGGUAUCGCAAAAGGCCCCCAUGCUGGGCCUAACACCUCGACACCAGUUCGAAUCAAGAGGUCGUCGACCUCGUCAACACCAAGAUUCAAGAAGAAGGUGCCUUGGAAGGGCAAGAACAUCCUCGUACUUCUCCCUCGAGAUGAUAACCGUGGCCAGCCGGGUGAAAGCCCCAUGCCCCUGUCAGAGGCCAAUGUUUCUGGCAUGCUUCGGAGUUGGCAGCAGCUAGGUUACGACAUCAGUGGUUUUGACCUCUAUGAGCCCAUAAUCGAGCUGGACACAAAUGAACAAUCACAAAGUAGGGGUGCUUGGCCAGACCCUGAGGAUCUAGUGAAGGAACGGAGGCAGGGCGAUUGGAAAGUGCUUCUUCCAGAUUUGAACGCAUGGAAGCGAUACGUUGAGGAGCUCAACGAGGCGAAACUCCGGGCGCUUGGUGUCUCGUUCGGAGAUGAGGAGCCCCCACUGCCGUCGAUUUCUCCUGCGUCAGCAAACAGUAGACAGCCAUCGAGCGCAGCGCAAUACCCGCCGCUUCCGUUCUCGCCACCGAUUCCGACCUCGUCGGCGGGAAGCAAUCAGGCGGUUGUUGGGUUCCCCUUCCCUGGCCAGUUCGUAACGUCCGCCUCCCAGAGCCCUGGUAUUCCGGCCGGCGCUUCGCCGGGGCCGUUCGGUAAAUACAACCCCCGCGCAUCGAUCUCGGUCUCCUCGCCUCUCGCCUGGUCUCCGCAAAUGAUGUUGCAGCAUGGGCAUCGUGGUGGCUCUCCCUCACUCGCUAACCUGGGCGCCAUCAUGUCCCCGACCUCACCUUUCUCUCCUGACGGGAUCCCUGGCCAUGUGGCACAUCAACGCCACCAAUCGCUCCAGUACCCUUCGCUGCCUCACCAAUUCCAGCCACCAGUCAGGGCCUCGCCCCGUCUGCAGGAACUGCGCGAGGUUGACGAAGAAACUGCCGCUGUGGAGGUACCACCGACCAAGCCGGAGCAGGGCUUUGUUAGCCACAACCCCAGUGACAGUCUGCAAAGGGAGAUCGACGAGGCCGAGUACCAUCUGGAGGAGCAAAUGCGGUCGCAACUGGACAAUGACCAGGACUACAGCCCACACAACGACAAUGGCCAGCCGGAGGCCGGUGCUGGAGGUGCUACUGCUGGUGAACGGUUGCCCGAGUUUAACUCCCAAUCUCACCGGUUUGCUGGUGAUGCGGAUGGUCUGGUCUUGCACCAUCCCCGGCCGCACAGUCGUGGGCAUUCGUUGUCUCAAAAGUACUUUACCGAGGACGAUGCCUCCAACAAGAAUGGCUUCAAGCCGACGCUGCAGCAGAUUGCCCAACCAGCCGAGGAGGACGAAAUCGAGACGAACCCGAGCAACCUUGGCACGCCGGUACAGGCUUUGGAGUUUCCCAAGCUUGCCGCCCACCAACGCGCGUUCUCGAACGGCAGCAACCCGUGGCUUGGUAGUGAUUCGGGUGGCUCUGCUAAGGGAGGGCACAAGGCCCGUCCGAGCCAGGGCAGCGUGUCGUCCUUCUCGAAACUCAAUGUGGAGGCCCCAGAGUUCAAGUUCAACCCUACAAGCACUUUCAACCCUGGCGCGUUUAGCUUUUCGAGCAACACGUUCCAACCAUCAGCCUUCAACGCGGGCGUGAACCCUGUCGGCCCGGCCCAGUUGGUCCCUUCGACCGUGACAAGCACUUCCAAAAUCAACGCGAACGCGCCGGUCUUCUCACCCGGCCAGAGCGAGUUCAGCUUCUCAGCUUCCGGUCCCAAGUUCCGCCCAGAUGCUCCCUCUUUCACGCCUCAGUCGAUGCCUACCUCUGUCGCGAGCCCCGUCAUGUCGGGUGCGGACACUGGCAGCAACCGAAACAGCAUUUUCGGCACUAUUGACCUCAGCAGCGCGGACCACGGCAAGUUCGGAAAGAAGUCGACGAAGCCGGCAGCGGUGGUCGUCCCGCCCGUGAAUGAGCCGUCACCCGCGCUGAACGGCGCGCAGUACGAUGCUGAAGGCCGCCCGCUAGUGGACGAAUCCCGCAUCAAGAGGGCCCGGGCGAACGUCGGGGAUGGCGACGGCGUUCCACUCUUUGCCGACCCCCACGAGGAAGAGACGCUUGUUCUCCCCUCCCACACCGAAUCGUCCGUUCAAGACGACGGUAUACCUGCGGAGGAAAAGUCGUUUGACGACUCCAAUCUGGGUACGGGUGAUAUGACCAUGUCAUCGACCAUGGUUUCGGAGACCACGGAUACCAAGGCCACUGUCAGCCCCUCAGAGCCGUCUGUGGAUCACGCCACGCUUACCUGGGCGCCGUUUGAGUUCAACAAUAACUCGGAGGCCCAGGCGUUCAAUGAAGCGAAGCCGUUUGAGUCCGAUGAGCGGUUCAAGCCUGGGCAUAAGAAAUCCUUGUCUGCUACUGCGAACGCGUUCGUCCCUGGUGCCGCGACGUGGGUCAACACCCACCUCCAGGAAGCCGACGCUACGCCUCCUGUUGCGGAUGAUCUUGCCGAUAAACCGGUUGAGCGGUCAGUCACUCCCGAGGCUGGUUUUGUCGCUGAGCUAGAGGCUCCAGCGCCAAUCGAGAAGGGUCUCGAGUCCGCCGCCGAAGAAGACGAAGAGUCGGUGGAAUCUGUUGGAACCCCAGUGGAGAGCGAACGUACCCCAUCGGCUCCUCCUGUCGCCGAGCUCGCGGCCACCACGCCGUCACCGGUCGCUUCUCCGUCGCCCGCUCAUGCAAAGGGCCUUUCUGCUUCGCGAUAUGCCCAGCAGCCCCCUUUGUCUCCGCCUGUGAAGCGGUCUGGCCUCGCGGCCUCGCGCUUCGCUGCUCCCCCGUCGCCUAUGGAGGAGACCGAGCCUGCGCCUGUUGAGCGCGCGGUCUCGCCUUUGUCUGAUCACGAGGAGCCUGUCGUCUCGCACGUCGAGCCCGAUCACGAGGAGCCUGAACACCUUGUCUCGCAUGCCGAGCCGCCGACCGGCAACGUGGCUGUCGAUGCAGACGCCGGGCCGUCCAUGGCUGAUAUCGACGAGGUUAUGCGCCUUAUGAACGAGGAUCCGGACAUGGGCGUCAACAGGACCUACGAUGAGGAGCAUGAGGUUCAAUGGGGCGAGUCCAGUCCCACUCGGCCGUCCCCGCUGGUCGUUGGAGAUAGCUCGCCUACUCGCCUGCUCCCUCCCAGCUACGCCCGUAGUGACGCGCCCAGCCCGAGCCAAGCCGACUACGACCACCAGCCGGCUACGGAUCUGGAGGAUCCUUUCGUCGACCCCUCCCGCAGCGGGCAGUCUGUUGAAGGCGCUGUUCGCCACCUCAACGUCGGGGAGAGCCUCCCCGCUAGUGACUGGGAAGGCAUGUUCAGCGAGUCAGAGCAGACCAAGCUCGAAUCGCGCGUGGCUUUCUUCGAUGGUCGUGUCAACGAACUGGUCGGCGGGUUGCUUGCUGCCCGUCUCGGCCCUCUUGAGCGCACCCUGGACAGCAUCAAUCUUUCUUUGUUGAAGAGGACUGCGUCCAACCGCCGGGACCAAGGUGGUAGCGUAUCGGCUGAAGUCCGGGAAAGCGACGCGGACGAUGAGGACGAUGAGGUCACUGCCCCGCCGCGCUCUAUGAGCCCUCGCCGGGAUCGUAGGCUGGAUCAGAUCCGGGCCGCCGUGCUUGACGCGUUUGCUACGCAGCGCCGUAACCAGCCGACCGAAGCGCGUUCUCUGGAUGCCACACCCGCUGACAGCAGCCCCUUGGUUCUGAAGGCGCUUGAGGAGAUGAAGGAGCACUUUGCUCGUCCGGCCGAGCCAGCGUUCGCUGCCAGUGAUAUUAAGAGUAUCGUCGAGGAGGUCGUGGAACACCGGGUGCCGCUUCCGCCGUCGACCACAGACAAGGACAAGCAGCUGGGCGCGCUCCAGGCUCGUGUUGCUGAGCUCGAACAACAACUUCGCGCUGAGCAAACGAAGGUGGAGACUGAAUCCGCUACCAGGCGGGCGGCCGAAGACCGGGCUGCGGAAGCGGAUCGCGAACUUCACGCUACUGUGGCCAAGUUUGACGCUGAAGUGGUGAACAAGAAUGCCCUGAUCCAGGUCGUCAACGACAUGCAGGAUCGGAUCCAGGCUGCUGAGGAUCAUGCUGAAGACCAGGUCGAAGGACGUAGAGCUGCUGAAGACCGGUUGUCUGAGGUCCAGCGCCUCCUUCGGAUAUCAUCUGAAGAGGAGACGCGGCUUAGGGAGCUUGUUGAUGACAAGGACCAGAAGAUCCACGCCGCCGAGACUGUCCACACCGAACACGUCAUGCGCCUCAACGUUCUGGAAGCCAGUCAGGCCAGUGCGAGCCAGCUGCAGAGUGAAGCGCAAAAUCGCGUCAACGCUCUCGAGGCCGAGGCCCGUGAAGCGCGCAAGGAGACCGCGCAUUGGCGGUCCGAGACGGAUCGCAUUGUCACCAUCAUCCAGCGGCGCGACCGGGAUCUUGCGCAGGCCCUGGAUGAGAACAAGGCCAUGCACAAGCUCAUCGAUACCCUGGGCACCCAGCUGCAGGAGAACGAACGCAUGCGCGACACGCUGCGCUCCAAGUUCAUCUCGAUCCAGGAAGAGAUGGGCCAGGCGGCGAAGCAGAUCACCGAGGAGAGCUCUCGCCGCGUGAAGAAGGAGCAGGCGUUGCUUGCGCGGCAAGAGGUUCUCGAGGCGAGGUUGCAGGCCGAGGCCAGGACCCGCGAGCGUAUCGAGACGGAGCUGGAGCGGCUGGAGAUGGGAGAACGCCAGGGUAUGCGGGCUGUCUCGGAGUGUAAGAGACUCGAGGGUCUGCUCGCUGAACUGCGCACCGAGAACCACACCUUGCACCAGAACUCGCUUCGCUACCAGGCUGAGUUCCAGGAGGCCCGGGAGUCAGGCGCUCGGGAGGUCCAGCGCACCCGCGACGCGAUGCAGGCUGAGGUGGAGGAGGCUAACCACCAGGUCAACGUUGCGCGGGAGGAGCUCGAGGACGAGAUGUCGAAGCUCAGGGCUCAGCUUGACCAAGUUAAGUUGGAUGCGGACACUGCCAAGGCUCGUCACGAAAUGCUUCUUGAAGAGGCGCAGAACUCGAAGCAGGCUGGGCACGAAGAGCUGGUCCGCAAGCACCAAAACGAGGUCGAGGACCUGCAGGCGCGCUACGAACGCCAGCUCAACAACACGACUGAGGAUGCCCAGAGGGCCGAGCAGAACCUGCUGGAGCGCCUCAGCAUCUCGACGUCCAAGUCCGAGUACCUGCAAGACAAGGUCGCGCAUCUGGAAGACAAGCUCGAGAUUGCGAAGGAGGCUGCCCGAGCUGCCGCCUUGGCUGCGAAGUCCGUCGUCCCCGGCCCCGAGCCGGCCGCGACGUCGACCCAGCCCAGGCCUGCGGCUUCUGGUGGCGCCUCUCGCUCGCUCGACCUGCCCGAGAAGAUCUCGCCGCAAGCUCUGCGGGAGUCCAUCAUGGUCCUGCAGGAGCAGCUGCAAGAGCGCGAGCACCGGAUCGAGGACCUCGAGUCCAAACUGUCUAAGCUGGAUCCUGAUGCGGAGACCAAGAUCUCCAAGCGCGAUGACGAAAUCAUCUGGCUGCGCGAGCUGCUUGCCGUUCGCCAUUCAGACCUCCAGGACAUUAUCGGUGCCCUCGGUCGGGAUGACUACGACAAGAACGCCGUCAAGGACGCUGCGAUCCGCCUCAAAGCCAAUCUCCAGAUGGAGGAGCAAGAGCGUGAGCGAGCGAUGAACGGCGGGUCGGCUAUCAGCCUGCCCAACAUCGCGGCCACCAUCCAGGCCGCCACGCCCCGCGUCGCCCAGGCCGUCGGACCCUUUGCUGCGGCCUGGGGUAACUGGCGCAAGAACCGAGACCUCAGCAGCGUUCUGUCGUCCCCUGCCCCACGAAACUCUACCCCUUCCAAGGUUAGCCGUACCCCUAGUAGCCUCCUCGGCAACAACAACACCAACAACCCCAUGACUCCCCCAUCCUCACACAUGCGCCAGACUCCAACCGUCGCCGCCGUCCAGGCCAGACAAUACCAGCAACAACCACAACAGCUGCAGCAGCAGCAACAACAACCCUCAGCCUUCUCCAACACCGGCCGUCGCUUCACAGCCCAAGACCUCGCCAACCGGCCUCGUCCCCCUCCCUUGUCAGCCUCCCCUUCGCUUUCCGAUAAAGCCAGGGGUAAAGCCCCCGCGACAAUGGCGACAAUGACGGCCGCCGCGAUGGCAGCAGCAGCAGAGCAGCAGCCGGAGACACCCCCGCAGAGGCGGCUGGCUGACCCGGUCACGCCACCUAUGAUGCGCUCGAGCGCGUAUGAUGAUGAUGCACAGGCUGCUGAGGAGUUUGAUGAUACGGGGUUUUUUGAGGAUUGA